Messenger RNA from Phytophthora nicotianae INRA-310, 2295 nucleotides. RefSeq lists its product as hypothetical. The record is from RefSeq and is a predicted model, not a curated record. Bases 1067 to 2074 code for a protein of 335 amino acids. Gene Ontology annotation, cellular component: T-tubule. Gene Ontology annotation, biological process: protein localization to T-tubule; regulation of cardiac muscle contraction. The transcript is spliced from 2 exons. Gene Ontology annotation, molecular function: protein binding. NCBI's taxonomy places the organism in Eukaryota, Oomycota, Peronosporomycetes, Peronosporales, Peronosporaceae.
GCCAUGGCAGACGCACCGACACAGACUAACCUGCGUCCGAACGAACAUUUAUCCAUGGAGCAGGUGCACGGGGCAUGGCUCGCAGCUGGUGCCAGAGGAGACGCUCAAGCCAUGGCGCGCCUGCGGGCACAACAUCCUCAAUGGCUCGACCUCAAAAUGGUCAGUGGCCCACUUGUUUACUUGUUCACUGGAAUCAGAUCUGGCCCAUUAAAUUAUUUGAUAUUUGAUACUUGAAACCUUGAAUCACUAGAGUAUCAUUUCUAACCGUUUCGGUGUAUCGUGAUGUCGGACUUGAAGCCUGUCGCAUCAGAUACGACGAUCUCCACGCCGCGAUUCUGCAGCUGGGACUAUUUCCACUUGCACACCAUCGGGGCAUCGGCGCUCCUCACAGCUGCAUGGGAUGGCUGCGUCGACAUAAUUGAACUGCUUUUAAGCGCCGGACAGGAUCCCGAUACCAGUGACAACGGAGGCCUCACGGCCAUGAUGGUGGCCAUCUUGCGCUUUAACGUCGUGGUAAUGCGCUGCAUAUUUCGCAAUGGGGAGGCUAUCCGUCGGAACUUGGUUGUCGACGUACGUAGUUAUAGUUGGUUGGUCCCUAAUUGGAGGGGUCUUGACGAUUUGCACGCAUUUUUCAUGUCGUAGUGCCGGGAAGAAGAAAAUCAAUUGUUGCAACACAUUCUUGCCGUUGUCGAGCUGCUGCUGCGUUUCGGCGCCGACGUUAAUGCACGGAAUCAGGUACGCGAGGAGUGGUAACUUUUUGCCACGAUACGUUUGUCUUAUUUUUUAUUUGAUCCGCAUUUAUCUUGGAUUGUGAUUUUGGUUGCAGGAGGGAUACAGUGCACUGCAUUACACCGGGAAUGGCGACGCUCUCGACGUCGCGAUUUAUUUACUUGAUAAUGGAGCUGACAUCGACGCACAAGACCAGAACGGGAAGACACCGCUGCACCACUCCAUCCGUGAAGGUAGCCUCUUAGUGUCCAACUUGCUGGUGUCACGUGGCGCUCAAGUUGAUAUCAAAGACGUCGAUGGAGUCACACCAUUGACGCUCGCCAUCCAACAACGCAGUAUGAAUAUGCUCCAAAUCAUCUUGAAUGAACAUCACCUGGUAGCAACAACCGAAAGAAGAGACUUUGCAGCUAGCGUGAUGUUGUGUGCCGUGGAAAACGAGAUCGAAGAGGCUGUCCGCCUUAUUGUCGAGGGUGGAUAUUCUUCAGUGAUGAUCAGUAACUCCGACGGAGAGACACCACUGCACUUUGCCAUUGUGAAGCGAAAUUCGCAGCUGAUGGAGUUUUUGAUGAGACAGGACCAUGCCGACGGUAUCGUAACAGCAAUCACGAAGCGUGGAGACUCACCUGCCCACUACGCAGCUCGCUAUGGUGCAGUUCGUGAGCUGGAAACAUUACUCCAUCGUCUCGUAAUAAUGUUCGGGGACUUACAAACGCUAAACGUCGAGAAUAAUCCACUCAACGCAACGAACAACGAGGGCUCCACUUGUUUGUAUCUUGCUGGACUGGGUCGUGUGAACUCGAUUGAUCACCACGAAGAGCGAGACGCUAUUGCCCAACUUCUGCUGCAGCAUGGAGCACGACUAUUUCGUCGCGAUACAAUUGUGAUUCGUUCCAGAUCUGGACUGUCUGAGCAAAUACUACUUCACGAUCAAGCGCGUCGAGGAGUGGCGACUUGGGUGCGUGAAAUCAUCGAGCGUAACAAUGAGAACACAGCCGAUGAUGACGAUGCCGACGGACUCGACGUUCGAAGCAGCAAUGUAUUGCUCACGGAAUUGUGUGCGGAGUGGGUAGCCACUGUCGUCUCCCUAUCAUCGCAUUCGUCUGCUAUAGCUAAAGAGUGUCAUCCAAACUGGCCGGACUUAGCUGCUGUGCUACACAUCGUGAUUUCAGCCGGAUACGCGCUCGAGUUCAUGCCACUGUUACUCGAACUUCCGCUGCUUCGAAGUGGACUGGCUGCCGUGCUUCAUCGACUGGAACGCUUCUCAAGCUUUCCUCGCGUGCACGUUCUGCUGCUCCAGCUUCACACCGAGCUGUCGGGAGCUCUCGUGGAAAUUACAGGGGAUUGAACAUCCAAGUCAGCCGCUGAGCCCGGAAACCAUGGUCUCGUCCUGGACCUGGUGGAGGAAGUUAUACUUCUAGUACCAGUGAAGACAGUACUGGCCAGCACGCCAUAAAUCACGGUCCAAUCCAGUGAGAAUUCGAUAGACGCUAGAGUUGAUGUUCGGACAUCAGUCUCGCAAUACACCACUUGAGCAAUUUAUUCAGUGUCGAUUCACAUUCAUCCCUA